AUGUUUAACCUAAAUCUUAGUGCAACGUUAAAUGUUUCAAGAUUGCUUUAUAAUCCAAGUUUAUGUCUUCCUCAUAUCACUGUGAAAUCAUUUGAUCAACUUGUGUUACCAUUCACAAUACCAACAGCACCAAAUGUAACCAUUAAAGGCGUAGUGUUAGACAAAGACAAUUGUUUUGCAAAGGAUCAUGACGACAAAGUCUGGCCCGAAUAUGAACAAACAUGGAAAAAAUUAAAGGAAAUAUAUCCAAAAGAUCAUUUAUUAAUUGUUAGUAAUUCUGCAGGAACCGAUGAUGAUAUAAAUCAUGCCCAAGCAAAAACAUUAGAAUCAAACACUGGAAUAAAUGUACUUUGUCAUUCAAUUAAAAAACCAGGAUGUUUAAAUGAAAUCACUCAAUAUUUUGCUAAAUUAAAUGUUAAACCAAAUGAAAUCAUUGUUAUUGGUGAUAGAUUAUUUACUGAUAUGCUUAUGGCUAAUAUGAUGGGAUCAUGGGGAUGUUGGAUAAAUCAAGGUGUUGAAUUAAGUGAUAAAAUUUUGCCUAAAUUAGAAAGAGAUUUAUAUAAUAGAUUGGUUGUUAAUCGUCCUGAAAAUCCCUAUUUUCCACCAACUCCAAAUUAA
This is a messenger RNA of Candida albicans SC5314, 618 nucleotides long. RefSeq names its product phosphatidylglycerophosphatase. Bases 1 to 618 code for a protein of 205 amino acids. The transcript has 2 exons. The record is from RefSeq and is a predicted model, not a curated record. NCBI's taxonomy places the organism in Eukaryota, Fungi, Ascomycota, Pichiomycetes, Serinales, Debaryomycetaceae. Gene Ontology annotation, biological process: cardiolipin biosynthetic process. Gene Ontology annotation, cellular component: mitochondrion. Gene Ontology annotation, molecular function: phosphatidylglycerophosphatase activity.